GUUCUCUGGGCCCAGCGCUCCUCUGUGGCUGACGCUACUAAGAACUUCAUCUACCUGACCAUCUCCGUCCCCGACGUCCCCAAAGAAGACCUGCAGCUGGACCUGAAGCCUACCGGCGUGACCUUCACCGGCACCUCAUCUACCCUUAAGAAGAAGUACCAUGUCGAGCUUGAGCUCUACGCCGAGAUCGACCCCGCUGAGAGCCGUGUUAACCACACUGCCAAGAACAUUGAGAUGAAGCUGCAGAAGAAGGAGCUCAAGGAGGAGUACUGGCCGCGGUUGCUCAAGGUUGCCCAGAAGCUCCACUUCCUCAAGACCGACUUCGACAAGUGGGUUGAUGAGGAUGAGCAGAACGAGGCUGCUGAUGAGGACAUGGCCAAGUUUGGAGAUAUGGGUGACACCACUCUGCUCGACCACCCCCUUUAUUCUCGACUCUGCAAUCGUUCAAAGGCUAACUAUUCUUGCUCUUUAGGCGGCGACUUUGGCGGAAUCGACUUCUCCAAGCUGGGAGGCGGCGCUGGCGGCAUGCCCGACAUGAGCGGCAUGGGCCUGGAGGGCAUGCCCGACCUCAGCAGCUCUGGAGUCCCCGAGUCCGACUCUGAGGAUGAAGACGAGGACAUGCCCGGGCUUGAGGGUGACGAGGAAAAGAAGGCCGAGGGCGAGGCCGCACCAAAGGCGUAA
Messenger RNA from Trichoderma harzianum CBS 226.95, 681 nucleotides. RefSeq lists its product as hypothetical. Gene Ontology annotation, biological process: chaperone-mediated protein complex assembly; protein folding. The annotation marks the transcript as partial. Gene Ontology annotation, molecular function: protein-folding chaperone binding; Hsp90 protein binding. Gene Ontology annotation, cellular component: nucleus; cytosol. The record is from RefSeq and is a predicted model, not a curated record. NCBI's taxonomy places the organism in Eukaryota, Fungi, Ascomycota, Sordariomycetes, Hypocreales, Hypocreaceae. The transcript is spliced from 2 exons.